AUGGCCCGCUACACCUGCCACCAAGCAGAUCUCAUCCAGACCACCAGUGAUAAUGGUGUCAGCAACAGGGCGGCGGAGAGGCUGCAGGUGGUGGGCAGAGCGGGCACCGGCGUGGACAACGUGGACGUGGAGGCAGCCACCAGGAAGGGUGUCCUGGUCAUGAACACGCCCACUGGCAACAGCCUCAGCGCCGCCGAGCUCACCUGCGGGAUGAUCCUGUGCCUGGCCAGGCAGAUUCCGCAGGCAGCUGCCUCCAUGAAGGAGGGCAAGUGGGACCGUAAGAAGUACAUGGGCAUGGAACUCAACGGGAAGACGCUGGGUGUGCUGGGGCUGGGCCGCAUUGGCAGGGAGGUCGCUACCCGCAUGCAGGCUUUUGGCAUGAAGACCAUAGGCUACGACCCCAUCAUCACCCCCGAAACCUCGGCCACCUUUGGCGUGGAGCAGCUGCCACUGGAGGAGAUCUGGCCCCGCUGUGACUUCAUCACAGUGCACACACCGCUGCUGGCCUCCACCAAGGGGCUCCUGAACGACAGCACCUUUGCCAAGUGCCGCCGCGGUGUGCAGGUGGUGAACUGCGCUCGCGGUGGCAUCGUGGAUGAGGGCGCACUGCUGCGGGCGCUGCGGUCAGGGCAGUGUGGUGGGGCCGCCCUCGACGUCUUCACACAGGAGCCGCCGAAGGACCGCGACCUGGUGAACCACCCCAAUGUCAUCUGCUGCCCACACCUGGGUGCCAGCACGCAGGAGGCACAGAGCCGCUGUGGCAAGGAGAUCGCCAUGCAGAUUGUGGACAUGGCUACAGGGAAGGGGCUGGCUGGCACAGUCAACGGGCAGGCUCUCAGCAAGGCUUUUGCACCGCAGACUAAGCCCUGGAUUGCCCUGGCCAGGGCCCUGGGCUUGGUGCUACGCACAGCGGGCAAGCAAGUGCAGGGCAGCAUGCAGGUCUGCACCCAAGGGACACCUCUGCAGGAGGCUGGGAGCUACCUGACACCCGCCGUGGCUGCAGGCAUGCUGGCUGGAGGGCCACAGAAGGACGUGACCCUGGUGAACGCCCUGCUGCUGGCCCAGGAGGCUGGGCUGAAGGUCACAACCACCCAUGGCGAUGUGGCCCCCGAGCCCGAUGGCAGCACCAGCCUGCUGCAGGUGUCCCUGCAGGGCACCCCACACCGGGUGACCGGGACAGUGCAGGGCAGCACCCCAGUGCUGCGGGAGAUCAAUGGGGCCACCUUCAAGCAGCCGGCUCCGCUGAGCGGCCCCAUCCUCAUCUACAAAGCCAAAGCCUCCGAGCCCAGCAUGCUGCCCGUGCUCAUGGGACUGCUGGGGAAGGCAGGGGUCCAGCUCCAGUCCUACCACAGCUCCAGCACUGUGGCAGGGGAGCAGUGGAGCGUCAUGGGUCUCUCAGCCCCCCUGUCUGACCUCAGCGAGCUGAAACCACGAGUCAUGGAGGUCUUCCAGCUCCACCUCUAAACCCUGACCACCAGCAAGGACUCUCCCCAUGGCCACAGCAUCUAGACCCCCCCUCAUCGGGGGGAACAUUGCACUCGGCUGCCCCCAGCACCCAUUCUGGGCUUGGGGUGGCCCCGUGCUCAAAUAAAGGGUC
Messenger RNA from Athene cunicularia (burrowing owl), 1597 nucleotides. It is a transcript of the gene PHGDH, whose product is annotated as phosphoglycerate dehydrogenase. NCBI's taxonomy places the organism in Eukaryota, Metazoa, Chordata, Aves, Strigiformes, Strigidae. Gene Ontology annotation, molecular function: phosphoglycerate dehydrogenase activity; NAD binding. The record is from RefSeq and is a predicted model, not a curated record. The transcript has 12 exons. The coding region runs from base 1 to 1464 and encodes 487 amino acids.